CAGCCCACUACUGCCAAACGCUAUCCCUUUGUAAUUCGCAAUUAGCAUUGGCGAAUUACUCGCGAGUCCAGUCACUCGCGCGCUAUCGCCGAGAAUAACAUGGCGUCAAGCACCGCCGCUGUCACGGCACAAGUGCUCAAGGUCACCGAGGACUUCGCCGUGAAUUUCCAUAAGAAUCUAGCCGAGAAGAUCGAGGGAAACUUUGUAAGCUCGGCACUGAGCGCUUACGUAGUACUGUCGAUGGCCGCUUACGGCGCUGGUGGCGUCACAGCCGAGGAGAUGCGAUCUGUCCUGCGAUUGCCCGUGAACGAGGAGGAGAGUUAUCGAGCAUUCCGUGAAGUGGUCCGCGAGCUCGACAAUGUUCCAAACGUCACCCUUAAGGUAGCAAAUAAAAUAUUUGGUUCUAAUCGUUUGAAAAUGAAGGAGAAAUUCAAAAGUAUAACCAGCAGGCAUUUUCAUUCACAAAGCGAAGAGUUAGAUUUCUCGAAAGCAGACUCUGCUAACGUUAUAAACCAAUGGUGUUCUGAUAAAACCAAUGGAAAGGUCGACAAGAUUAUCGAAUCCGAUCAGCUGACUGUAGAUACAACGAUGAUACUUUUAAAUGCCGUAUAUUUCAAGGGGAGUUGGAAAAACAAAUUCAAAGAAAAAAAUACAAAAUUAUUAUCUUUUCAUAUUAAUGAAACAGCAACUGUAGAUGUUCCUACGAUGAGUAUUGUAAAUGAUUUUUUCUACAAAGAUUUGAAAGAUAUCGAUGCUGAGUCUAUCGCUCUUCCAUAUGCAAAUGAAGAGGUAUUCAUGAUAAUCGUAGUUCCACGAAAGGUCGAUGGCCUAAAGCAUGUAGAAAAAAAUCUCGAAAAAAUUUCUUUUGACUAUGAAACAGAUUUUGAACGUUACAAGUCCGAAGUCUUUAUUACUUUACCUAAAUUUAAUGUGAAAAGUGAAAUUGAUAUGAUUCCGUCUCUUAAGGAAAUGGGGAUGAUUAAUAUGUUCAGCAAUCAGGCGAAUUUUAGUAAAAUUUUUAACGCUUCUGCUAAAGUUUCCAAUGUACAGCAAAAAGCUUUAAUCGAGGUUAAUGAAGAAGGUAGUGAAGCAGCUGCAAUUGCGGGUGAACCGUUAAAUGUCGUUGCAACGCUACACUCUUACGUCCCUCCAAUUAUGCUGCACGUAGAUAAUCCAUUUUUUUACAAGAUAAUGUGGAAGAGAAAUACCAUUUUUUCUGGUCGAAUCGUCAAUCCAUUGGAUACUUAAUACAAUUUUUUAACUUAAAAUAUUUUCUUCGUUCACACCGAGUGAUAUAAAUCAUCGAUAUUUAUUUAAAUAUUUAUGCUUAUAUGUCACUUAAAAUGUGAUAAGUGUUGCACAAUUCUUGAA
Ceratosolen solmsi marchali is the source of this 1371-nucleotide messenger RNA. RefSeq names its product alaserpin-like. Lineage: Eukaryota; Metazoa; Arthropoda; Insecta; Hymenoptera; Agaonidae. Gene Ontology annotation, molecular function: serine-type endopeptidase inhibitor activity. The coding region runs from base 100 to 1248 and encodes 382 amino acids. The record is from RefSeq and is a predicted model, not a curated record. The transcript has 8 exons.